AGCCUGCGUGGAGGGCGCUGCGCUCAGGCCGGCCCCGGAACUCGCCGCUGCGCACGUGGGGCCGGACGGGUGAACAGUACUAUGGGGCGCAAACUUGAUGUACUGAGGAAGGAAAAACGUGGCCCAGGGCGCAAAGCCCGCAAACAGAAGGGAGCAGAGGUAGAAUUAGCCAAAUUUCUUCCCCCAGCUACUGAUAACAGUGGAAACAAAUUAUCCAGCCAUGCACGAAAAAGGGCUGCAAAGAGACGAAUGGGGUCAGGAAAAACCCAAGCUAGGAAAAAUCUGCUUCAGCUAAAGAAGCCAACAGAUAAGGGGGAGAUGGAUGGCACCAGCACAGCUGCAGAGCAGCCAUCACCACAGAAAGGAGGAAAAUGCAAGGGGCAAGCAGAAGGAGCCUCUCGGCACCCUCAGCUUGGGUGCAGUGACAGCUGCUCACUUUCGCUAACUCCAGCCAAGAGAUCACAGCCUGCUGGCGAUAAUGAAGAAGAGCGUUUGGAGUCCAGUGAAAGUGAGGGAGAUGAGGAUGUAGAUGCCUGGGAGAGCAUGGGGGAUGACGGGAGCAAUGAGGAGAUGGUGGAUGAUUAUGGCGCCUCAUCCUCUGAGGAAGAGGAGCUGCUGCCCAUCGAACAAGCCGCCCGGAAGCAGAAGUCUGGCAGGGAGGAGCUCAGUGAGGAUGACAGUGAAGAAGAGGAGGAGCUGGUGAGCAGCCGAAGCAAGGGGCAGGAGGAAGAGGAGGACACAGACCUGCAGCUCAAUAUGGAGAUAGAUGAGCAAUUUGUGUUACCCAGUGGUGAGGAGAUCGAGAGAGAGACUGCUGAGCCACCUGACCUGCACCUCAUUCAUCAGCGUAUCAAGGACAAUGUGGAGGUGCUGCAGGACUUCAGGGUGAAGCGGGAGGCGGGACGUGCCCGGCAGGAGUACCUCGCAUUGCUACGCCAGGACCUUGCUGCUUACUAUUCCUACAGUGACUUCUUGCUUAAGAAGCUCAUGGAGCUCUUCCCUCUCCCUGAGCUGGUCAACUUCUUAGAAUCUAAUGAGGUUCCUCGCCCCAUGACGCUUCGUACCAACACGCUGAAAACACGGCGACGAGACCUGGCACAGGCUCUGAUUAAUCGCGGUGUGAAUCUUGACCCCCUGGGGAAGUGGUCGAAAACAGGGCUUGUUGUCUACGAUUCCUCUGUGCCCAUUGGUGCCACCCCUGAGUACCUGGCUGGACACUACAUGCUACAAGGAGCUUCCAGCCUCCUUCCUGUCAUGGCUCUGGCCCCCCAAGAGAAUGAACGCAUCCUGGACAUGUGCUGUGCCCCCGGAGGCAAGACCAGCUACAUAGCUCAGCUGAUGAAGAACACAGGUGUGAUCCUGGCCAACGACAGCAGUGCUGAGCGGCUGCGCAGUGUGGUGGGGAACCUGCACCGUCUGGGAGUCACCAAUGCUGUCUUGAGCCACUGCGAUGGACGCCAGUUCCCCAAGGUGCUGGGUGGGUUUGACCGUGUCCUCCUUGAUGCUCCCUGCAGUGGCACAGGUGUCAUCUCCAAGGAUCCUGCUGUCAAAACCAACAAGGAUGAGAGGGAUGUCCUGCGUUGUGCUCAUCUUCAGAAGGAGCUGAUUCUCAGUGCUAUUGACUCAGUCAAUGCUGCCUCAGAGACGGGGGGCUACGUAGUGUACUGUACCUGCUCCAUCAUGGUGGAAGAGAAUGAGUGGGUUGUGGAUUAUGCCCUGAAGAAACGCAAUGUUCGCUUGGUGCCCACAGGGCUGGACUUUGGCAAGGAAGGAUUCACCAGGUUCAAGGAGCGUCGCUUCCACCCAUCCCUCAAAUCCACACGGCGUUUCUACCCUCACACCCACAACAUGGAUGGGUUCUUCAUCGCCAAGCUCAAGAAAUUUUCUAAUGCCAUCCCCAAAAUGCAGAAAGAUGAGGAAUCUACUGUGGAAACAGCAAGUCCAGCAUCUGCUCCAGAAGUAGCUGCAGAGCCACAGCUUAAAAGGAAAAAACUUGAGAGGUUGAAAGUCACCGUGGGGCAGAAGAAGCAGCGGCAGCCCCCUUCAAAGGGAGGUUCUGUGCAAAGGCAUAAGAGGCCCUUUCCCCAGCGUCCAGGAGCUCGGCCACCUGCCAGGAAGCAGCACAGAGUGCACCCGAAUAGACAAUAAGAGGGACUGCCUCUCUGGGCUUUGGUGUCUGAUUCCAUGAGAGUUGCAGGGAUGGGGCAUUCUCCUUGAAGGCUGAAGGUCAGGGACUCUCCAGAUUCCACCCAUGUAGGGUUGUUUUUCGCCAUCUUGUGCAGAUGGUUGCUUUACCAGUAAGUGUCUGGGACAACUAUUACCCCUACAGAGGGAGCAUUUUUUGGACUUGCAGCCCAGUGUGCUUCCCCCAGCAUGGGAUUGGGAUGCUGGAUUGAUAGAUCCUGAUUCAUUAAAGAUUUAUACUUUGAUCAAAUUCUCUCUCUCCCUGCAUGUCUAAGGCAGGAAUUUAUUUCAGUGUAGUGUAACUGGACCCUGCAGUAAAUGUUCAGCUGUAGCCACUUGUUCUUGUGCUGCACUGUGGCCUCUCCCUCUGUACUUGGCUUCCAUUGUUCUGUUCUCCCAUCACUCUCCCUCUCUGCCUCUUUGCUUUCUGUCCUGCCCUUAUUCUGACCCUCCUGUUUCCCAAUCUUCUGUCAUCCACUCCAGUCACUUCACCCCUCCUUCCCAAACCCUUCUUUUGUGCCCCUUUCUUUCUCUCCUGGGCCAGUGCUGGGGGCUGCCUUACAGCUUGGUUCAUUUGCCUCUUCACUCACUCUCUGGCUGCUGUGGCUCAAUAAGUGGGGCUAGCAAAGGAUGGAAGGGAAUUGCUUCUGCUGGAAGGCUACUAAGCUUCAUACAAACCCCGGUAACUGCCCUAUGCCUAGUACAAUUGGGUACAUUGACAAACAAAAUGAGGCCCAAGUUUGAUGCUGCAAUAGCCAUCAAACAAUAAAUGUCAACCCUAACCCUUAAGUACACACAACAAAUAUGAUUUGUAGGAGUACCACAGUUGUCAUACUAGGUAUCUUCCAAAUCAGUUUAACCUUGCAACAGAGAACUUGGUGAAAUUGCUGAUACUUUAACAUCUAGUUGCUAAAACGUUGCAGAAUCCCCUAUAACUACCAGUUGUUCUCAAGUGGUCUCAGGGGGUGGGGAGGAAACAGACCCAAGACCUGAAAGACAGGGCCCUACAAUCACAGGCCAAGGUCAAAAAUCCCACAAGAGGGGGGUGAUGCGUGUUACAGGUUAUGGGGGCUGAUGAACUACCCUUCAGGGCUUGGGGAAGUAGAACCAACGUGAACAGAGGAAAGUGUGGAAUUAACAGUACAAGAAAAUGUAUUAUCAACAACACA
Molecule: messenger RNA, 3353 nt
Organism: Mauremys mutica (yellowpond turtle)
Lineage: Eukaryota; Metazoa; Chordata; Testudines; Geoemydidae
Gene: NOP2
Product: NOP2 nucleolar protein
Exons: 17
Coding region: 82-2148 (688 amino acids)
Biological process (GO): maturation of LSU-rRNA; rRNA base methylation
Cellular component (GO): nucleolus
Molecular function (GO): rRNA (cytosine-C5-)-methyltransferase activity; RNA binding
Source: RefSeq, a predicted model, not a curated record